Molecule: messenger RNA, 2404 nt
Organism: Venturia canescens
Lineage: Eukaryota; Metazoa; Arthropoda; Insecta; Hymenoptera; Ichneumonidae
Exons: 6
Coding region: 732-1598 (288 amino acids)
Source: RefSeq, a predicted model, not a curated record
ACCUCAGUUGCGGCUCGAGCGUCGUCAGAAACUCGAGCUUUUACCGCAAGCUCGUAAAGCAAUUUUGUCGACUCGGUACCGAUAAGAAUCCCCGAGUAUGUUCUCGGGGUGAAUGGAAAAAACAAAAAAAUAGAUCGCUCACAAAAGUUACCUCGAGUCUGCGGUUGCGGUAUAAUAAAGCUGCGUUAAUUCACGAAGAACCAUCAUUUCCUUGUUUAUCGAUCAAGUUUAUUUAUCAUUUUCGUUUUCUAUGUGAACAAAGUAUCUUGAACGAGGAUUACACUUAUUCAGUUGGGAGCAAAGUUACGUCCGUGAUAUAAAAAAUUAUAGAAACUAAAUUGUUGGAUAAAAGUAACUUUUUAUCGAAAAAAAUAAACGAAAACGAGCUUGAGAAAAUAUUAAUUUUCCUUCUCUAACUUACGGUACUCUGUGUGGUUACAGUGUGAAAAAUUACAUGUUUCGACGUUUCAUGGGAUUUGCCGAGUUAUAAUCGUUCCGAUAUUAAGGAUUUUCCGAACGAAUAAGCUAAUACAAAAGGAUUUACUGCUACCGUGAUUCGAGUGUGUGCAGCAUCGAUGAAACAAGCUUAACUCCCGAGUUACGUGUGUGCCAAGUGUGUUUACAUUUUAUUUUCAUCAUGAUCCUGCUUGUGUGAUUCGAAACUCCCGCGCUCGAAAACGACGCGUGAGAUUUGUAAGGUCGAACGGAGACGGUCGUGAAAUAACGAAAUCAUGAAAAGUACGGCGCGCCGUCGAAACGGCUAUCGGAAUUCCCACGCCUACCGGCUUUUUCUCCCUCUUUUUCUCGCAGCAAUUGCUGGAAUUCAUGGACUGGAGAAUGUUUCGAUAGAUAUUCCGGAAGCAGUUGCCGUUGGAACGACGGUAACAUUAACUUGCAAAUACAAUUUGGGGAAAGACCCUCUUUACACUGUCAAAUGGUACAAGGGGCAAAAGGAGUUUUAUAGAUAUUUACCCAAAGAGGACCCAGCCAAGUCGACGUUCGGAGACUUCGGCUCGAAAAUCGAUAAAGCUCGAAGCGACGAACAUCGAGUCGUUCUGACUAACGUUACUCCGGAUUUCGAUGGGAAAUAUCGCUGCGAGGUAUCCAAGGAAACAGAUUUUUCGACGAUGGUAGUUUCCGGCUACAUGCACGUUGCCAGUCUAUCCAAGGGUGGACCGGUCUUGCGGGUUGAAAAACCGAGGUACGAGGUUGGCGAUGUAAUAAGGGGCAACUGCACGACACCACCGAGCAAUCCACCUGCCAAUGUCACCUGGAUCAUCAACGGGAAUCCGAUAAACGCGAGUUCUAUCAAACGAACUAAUCCGAAGGGCGACAACCGCACGGUGACUUUUGUCACUUUGGACUUCGAGAUAAUACCGGACAGCUUUAAGAAUGGCAGACUCCAGAUCGUUUGUCACGCAAAUGUCUUCCAACUGUACAACGAACGAGCCGACGUCGUGCUCGACGAAGAACGUCCAAAACUCGCAUCGGUGCUUGGUACUCGUGACUCACCUCACACUGGUGCAGCAUCGAGAGCAGUAGCUCAAUGGAUUUACGUCGGGGCAGCAGCUAAUUGGUUGUUAUCCGGUCUGAGAUAACAGGCGAGUGUCAGCCAAAUUUGUGCGUAGAAUUGUACCCCCGAAAGCCGAAGCAAAUGAGUAAUCGAUCAACGAUGAGAAUCGAAGUACACGCUUGACGGUUGUUUGGAACAGCUGGAAAGAAGAGGAUUGUCCGGGAUUAAACUGAGAGGUGAAAACUCUGACGACUGAUAAUUAGGAGAAGGAAGAGAGGAGUAUAAUAAAAAAAGAAAAAUAAAAAAAAAUAAAAAAAAGCGAAAGAAGGAGAGCAAGAGAGCGAAGGCUUUAAACGAGCGUAUGUUAUUCAUGUAAAUAGGAUAAUGAUUUAACGAAUUACGUGCAUAUGUAUAAUAUAAGGCAAAUGUAAUCGCUCGGAAGAGCGAGCCUCGCGACGAGAAUUGUAAUCUAUAAGAUAAUGUCAUUGUAUUAGAUCGACGAUAUUCAUUCUCCCCCGCCCCCCCCCCUCUCUCCCCCUCCGCCCCACGGGUGUCGCGGUAAUUAUUUAAAAAAAAUAAAAACGUCAAAAACACAGACACACAUACACACAGGAAUAAUAAUAAUGAUAAUGAUAAUGAAAAAAUAUGAAUAAUAAUGUUAAUACGACUAAGGAAAUCAACGUUGAAGAAAAAUGUGUGACAACAUGUGACAAAUAUUAUACGGUGUUUUCUAUCCUGUGACGAUUAUUUUGAUACCUCCGAGAAGAGUACCACGGUAGCUAACAUCAAUACGUCCUGUCGAGUUUCUAGAUUAAAUGCUGUUAUCGUUUAACAAGUUUAUCUUUUAUUUCGUCAACUUCGAGAACAAAUAAAAGUAAAUCAAUAAAUGAA